Messenger RNA from Triticum aestivum (bread wheat), 2003 nucleotides. Its product is annotated as cyclin-D4-1. The transcript has 6 exons. The coding region runs from base 172 to 1254 and encodes 360 amino acids. NCBI's taxonomy places the organism in Eukaryota, Viridiplantae, Streptophyta, Magnoliopsida, Poales, Poaceae. The record is from RefSeq and is a predicted model, not a curated record.
AUCCGCCCCUCCACUCCUCUUCCUCCUCCGCUUCCGCACCUCACCCGCUCCGGACCAGAGGCGGAGCACGAGCUGCACGAGGUCCGUCGAGGAGGAGUAGCGAGCAAGCCGCGCCCGGGCCAUCCGUGCCGUGUAUCGUUGUACUAUCAUAUACCAGGAAGGAAGAGACCGAUGGCCCCGAGCUACGAGAUGGCCGCCUCCAUCCUGCUCUGCGCCGAGGACAGCAGCAGCAUCUUCGGCUUCAGCGACGGCGAGGAGGUGGAGGCGGCGGCGGGAGCGAUGGCGGGCGGGUCACCGUACUGCGGCGGCGGCGGCGAGCUGGCCGUGGAGUUCCCGCUGCCGUCCGAGGAGUGCGUGGCCCGCUGGGUGGCGACGGAGGUGGAGCACAUGCCCAGGAAGGACUACGCCGAGCGGCUCCGCGCCGGGGGCGUGGAUCUCCGCGUGCGGACGGACUCCAUCGACUGGAUAUGGAAGGUUCACACGUACUACGGCUUCGGCCCUGUCACUGCGUGCUUGGCCCUCAACUACAUGGACCGCUUCCUCUCGCUCUACCAGAUACCGGAGGGCAAGGCUUGGAUGACGCAGCUGCUAUCGGUGGCGUGCUUGUCUCUUGCUGCCAAGAUGGACGAAACUUCCGUGCCUCAGUCCAUCGACCUGCAGGCCGGGGACGCGCGGUACGUGUUCGAGGCGAAGACGAUCCAGAGGAUGGAGCUGCUGGUCCUGAGCACGCUCAAAUGGCGGAUGCAGGCCGUCACCCCCUUCUCCUACCUCGACUACUUCCUCCACCAGCUGAGCGGCGGCAAUGCGCCGUCGAGGCAGGCCGUCCGGGACGCCACGGAGCUCAUCCUCUGCAUAUCCAGAGGGACGAGCUGCCUGGAGUUCCGGCCCUCGGAGAUCGCCGCGACGGUGGCCGCCGCCGUGGCCGGGGAAGAACACGCCGCCCACAAGCCGGCCUGCUGCACCCACGUAGAUAAGGAGCGGGUGCUGAGUUGCCAUGAAGCGAUGAUCCAGGCCACCGGCGCCACCGUGCCGCCACGUAAAACCGCAGGCCUGAUGGGCAGAGCCUACUCCCCCGGCAUGUCUGCGCCGGGGAGCCCCACCGGGGUGCUGGACCUGGACGCCGGCUACCUCAGCUGCACAAGCGACGGCGCCAGCACGACCACCACCAUGCCAUCGUCGUCGCCCGCGAGUGCGAGCUCUGCCUUCGACAGCUCCCCCGUCAGCAGCAAGAGGAGGAAGAUCAGCAGAUCAUGAUCAGGACGUGAUAGAUUCCAACCCUACCGGUCUACCCCCAAAAACUUCUUGAUAGAUUGAUUAAAGGUCUCUUCUGUGCGCGCUCAUCGUCGUCGUCUCUCGGUGGGCAAGUCAAAUGGUUUCGGUCGACUGCGAUGGCUGUGAAGCUUUUGAUGCCGCUGAAAGGCAGCUGAAAGGACCAAAGGCAGCGCGCUCUGGAGUCUGGACAUGACAAGAGAGCAAAGACGUCCAUAGAUGGAUGAAUAAACAGGGAGCCGUAGGCAGCGACAAUGGCGGUCGUUCCCAAAAGAGCAAAGGUUUUGCGCAAAGACAAAGCUGUGGAUGCGAUGAGAUGGGACGCCCGAAAAUAUAAAGACAGUGGAACAAUGCAAGAGCUAGUGACAGGCACUGACUGUCCUAGCUCUGUUUUUCUAACAGGAUAGGAGCCACGGAUGAGGCAAAAACACAUAUUUGAUCCGAGGAGGACGAAAAGAAUUCACAAUCUGAACUGCUUUCGAAAAUAUCACUGAGCUGACCCUGAGUGGAGGCCGACAGAUAGACGUCACACUAUACUGUGCAACGCUUGGCUCUUAGGCGCCACCCGUUGGUCCAGCGUGGCAGCCCGGGCCUCACUCCUGGUUGUGCAGCGCCUAGCUGAAAGGAGCUGCACUACCUUAUAUUAAAACUGUUGUAAAACUGUUGUAACUUUUAAUCCGUGCAUCCGAUAAAACGUGCCUUAUGUGAACGUUGUACAUUUUUUUCGUGUUCUA